AUGGAAGGACCUAAAGCCCAACUGGAAUGCAAAAACUGUAAUAAGUUCCAAAAUGAUUUCUACCCCGUGGACUCUCAUCUCACCAAUAUGGUGGAGAUCGAUGGGAAGACUUACAUUACCGAUGUGAGCUACGGAGUGUCGUGCCAACUCUGGUAUCCCUUAGAGAUGAUCUCUGGGAAAGAUCAGCCGCAGCCUCCAGGUGUGUUCCGCCUACUAAACAAUGGAAUGAUAUGGGUUCUGGAGAAGACUUCAAGAAAGCAAGUGGUCAAAGAUAAGGCUAAUGCUAAUUCUAGCCUCAUCGACAGGCGCCUGGUGAAGACAAUGUAUUGCUUCCCAUUAACACCCCGUAAUAAAGAGCAUUUUGUGGAGACCCUGGAUUGCUUGCAGACUAGUCCUGAUUCUCGGUUUGUGCUGAAGUCCAUUUGCUCCCUUCAGACCCCAAACGGCUUCAGAGCUCUGAUUGGCUGGACUUACAGCGAGAUCACAUACAACCCAGAGGAGGACUCUGACAUGGUGGACAUGAAGGAAAUCCCUGAUUCUGAAAUAGAGGCUGUGCUGAAGGAAAAGUUUAAUGUGGUAUUAGUUAAUAAGCUCACACCGAAAAACAAAAAAGCUAAUUAUUGCAUGUAA
This is a messenger RNA of Sinocyclocheilus rhinocerous, 630 nucleotides long. Its product is annotated as arylamine N-acetyltransferase, pineal gland isozyme NAT-10-like. Bases 1 to 630 code for a protein of 209 amino acids. The transcript has 2 exons. The record is from RefSeq and is a predicted model, not a curated record. Lineage: Eukaryota; Metazoa; Chordata; Actinopteri; Cypriniformes; Cyprinidae. Gene Ontology annotation, molecular function: arylamine N-acetyltransferase activity.